AUGUCUGCCGCCAAACGCCAAAAGUUUCUCGACGAGGAGGAGAUUGAAGAUGAAUCCGCGCCAACACUCACCAUCAACGCCGACUAUGCGCAGCGAUUCGAGUACAACAAAAAGCGGCAGGAACUGUCGCGGCUGGAGGAAAAGGCGAAGCUGCAGCAGUUGAAAGACGACGACGACAGCAGCAGCGAUGACGAGGAUGAAGAUGAUGUUGCGGAAUUGGCCACAGCGGAGCUUGACGAUGAGAUUCUGGCGACACUGCAGGCCAUCAAGAACAAGGAUCCGCGAAGAUUGGAUCCCACCGUCACGUUUUACCGCGAUUUCGAGAAUGAGGAGGGUAGCAAGGGCGACGACAAGGCCAAGAGCGAGAAGCCAAUGUAUCUACAAGACUACCACCGCGAAAAUUACAUGAAAGGCAUGAAUGGGGAGGAAGUCGAGGAAGAUGAGGAGGUCGUCCCCACAUAUCAACAGGAACAGGAUCAGCUCAAGCGGGAACUUGUGGGCUCCAUGCAUGCUGCUGGAAAGUCGGACGAGAAUGAUGAUGAAGGCGACUUUYUCGUCGCCAAAUCCCGCUCUCGGCAUGAGGACCUCCCACCACUCAAGAAGAGCAAGAGCAAAAAGGCGGUCAAAAUCACCGACGCCGAUAUUCAAGCUGCUGACAAAGAUCCCGAAACCUUCCUCUCAAACUUCAUGGCUGCUCGUGCAUGGCUACCUUCAGAUCCCUCGGCUUCACGCUUUGCUCCGCUGGAAUCAGAUGACAGUGAGGAUGACGCGCGCGCGGAUGAGUUUGAGGAGGCGUAUAAUUUGAGAUUUGAAGAUCCGGCCAAGGCGAAUGAGAAGUUGGCGAGCUUUGCACGUGAUGUGGGAAAAUAUGGCGUGCGAAGGGAUGAAAAGACUGGGAGAGCCAAGGCGAGAGAUCGCGAAAAGGAGAGAAAGGAGGCGUUGAAGAAGGAGUUGGAGGAGGACAGGGCGCGAUUGAGGAAGUUGAAGAUUGAGGAGGCGGAAGAAAAAGUCAAGAAGAUUAAAGAGGCGGCCGGUCUACGCGGAAAGGAUGUCGAUUUGGAUGCGUGGAGGGGUGUUAUCGAGGGCGAUUUCGAUGAUGAGAAAUGGGAGGAGGAGAUGAAGAGGAGAUUUGGGGAGGACUAUUACGCUGCAGGGUCUGAAGAUGGAAGUGAUGAGGAGAGUGCCGCGAAGAGUAAAGCGAAGAAACCAAAGUGGGAUGAUGAUAUUGACAUUGCCGAUCUCGUGCCAGACUUUGAUGAUGGGGAGAAGCCCGCGGUUUCGCUCUCUGAUGUGGAUUCGGAGGAUGACGAAGCAGAUGGAGGUGUACCCGUGGGUGGGGAUGAUUCUGGAGACGAAAAGAAGAAGAAGCCCAAAUCGGAAAAGGAUCGCGCGCGGGAAAAGUCCGAAGCCAAGCGCGCCUCCCGGAAAGAACGCAUGCAGAUUGAGUCUAUUGUGGAUUCGACUUUGCCGCUCUCCACAGCACCUACAGCUGGCUUCCGUUAUCGAGAGACUUCACCAACAAGCUUCGGCCUGUCAGCAAGAGAUAUUCUAUUUGCUGAUGAUGCAGCGUUGAAUGAGUUCGCCGGGUUGAAAAAGAUGGCAGCGUUUAGAGAUGAUGAGAAGAAGAAACGUGAUAAGAAGAAGUUUGGCAAGAAGGCGAGACUGAAGGCUUGGAGGAGGGAACAGUUUGGAGAUGCCGAAGAGCCUACAGGUGGGUUUGAAAAGAUUGUCACCAAAGAUGGCGAGCCGGUUCAAGUGGAUAGAAGGAAGUGGGGAAAGAAGAGAAAGGCUGAUGAUGAAGUGGAAGUGGAGGAGAAAGAGAAAGGAGAGGGUGAUGCGGGUGAAGUGGAGGGGAAGAGGAAGAAGAAGCGGAGUAAGAAGAACAAGGCGUGA
Molecule: messenger RNA, 1893 nt
Organism: Ramularia collo-cygni
Lineage: Eukaryota; Fungi; Ascomycota; Dothideomycetes; Mycosphaerellales; Mycosphaerellaceae
Product: related to KRR1-interacting protein involved in 40S ribosome biogenesis
Exons: 1
Coding region: 1-1893 (630 amino acids)
Biological process (GO): endonucleolytic cleavage in ITS1 to separate SSU-rRNA from 5.8S rRNA and LSU-rRNA from tricistronic rRNA transcript (SSU-rRNA, 5.8S rRNA, LSU-rRNA)
Cellular component (GO): nucleolus; 90S preribosome
Source: RefSeq, a predicted model, not a curated record